AUGUCGUCUUCAAUUCUAAUUAUCAAUGAUCCGUCUGUUUACAGCUAUGAAAAAAUAUUGUCAGAAUUCAUUGCUGAAUUGCCCCUGAAGUCGAACGUAGUAGACAUUUUCAUUGUAAGCGAAAUUCUGAGUUCUAAUCUUUUCAACUUAGUCUUGUCUAACCUAUAUAAUACGAUAAGAGCCAAGGCAAACGAUCUAGGGUGGGACUAUAAACUUGGAAUACUGGUAAUAUUCAAUCAAAACUUGGAACUACUUGAUUUAAGUGCUUAUGAUCUGGUAUAUUCAAGCUCCGAUGUUGAUGUGAAUGUAGAUAGUGCCAAGAUACUCGCGUAUGACAGUACCCCUGCUAAAUUUCUGGCAAAUAAAGAAAACUUGCCUAGUAAUUCAGUAGGCCAGUAUGGUACUGUAGCAUGUGGAGGAACGUUCGAUCAUCUUCACGAUGGCCAUAAGAUUCUCUUAUCAAUGACUUUGUUCUUAGCGUCUAAAAAGGUAAUCAUCGGAGUUACUGGGCCAAAGCUAUUGACGAAGAAGAAAUACCAAGAGGUGUUAGAAUCUUAUGAAAAAAGAGAGCAGAAUGUUAAGGAAUUCUACAAGCAUAUCUUAGCUUCUGCAAGUAUUGAAUUUGACUAUUAUGAGAUUAACGAUGUUUGCGGGCCGACUGGUUUUGUUCGAGACAUCGAUGCUUUGGUGGUCAGUGGAGAAUCUGCAAAGGGCGGUGAGUUUGUCAACAACUAUAGAAGUGAAAAGAGUUUUCCUAUCUUGGAUAUAAUCACUGUAGAUGUAGUUGGAAAAAACGAGGAGGAUGAUGAUACAUAUGAAGGGAAACUAAGUUCUACCGAUAUUAGAGAACUUGAAUAUAAAAAACUUGUAGAAUGA
This is a messenger RNA of Dujonia railenensis, 876 nucleotides long. Lineage: Eukaryota; Fungi; Ascomycota; Pichiomycetes; Serinales; Debaryomycetaceae. The record is from the annotation of a GenBank genome assembly.